GGUGGAUUUAUGUGGAAAAAAAUCAAAUGGUGUGGUGGAUUUACUAAAACUUUUGUGAUCAAAGGGAUAAGUACUUAUACAUUUUCUGCCACAAUUUUGAACUUCAAUGUACUUAACAUUGUGGGGUAAUGUUUAGAAAAUCAAGAUAUGAAGUGAAUGAAAACAUAUGUUUUUUGACAACUGCAAUGCCAAGAUUCACACGCUGUUGUCGAGUCGCACGUGUAGUCUGAACAUAUUUUUAUAACAGCGUAAGAAACUCAAAACAUUAAAUAUGGCGAAAACUAAAAGAAAGUUAGGAGAGGAGCAGUAUAAUGAUUCUGCGGAUGACUCCAUGAUUGAAAAUGGCACCAGCGGUGAAGAUAAUGAAAGUGAUGAUGGUUCCCCGGAACAGAACGAAGGCAAUAAACCAUCUGAAAAAAAGUUGAAAAAGAUGCAAAAGAACAAGAUGCCACAAGACAAAUCAAAAGUUGCCCCCAACACAAACAACAGUAAUGCUAGCCAAGUAAAGAUAAAAAAACCCACGGGUGAAAAAGUGAAACCACCAACACUUGAGGAGAUUAAUGAGCUGAAGGAAACGCGUAAUCUAUUCCAUUCGAAUCUAUUUAGGUUACAAGUGAAGGAAAUGUUGGCGGAAGUAAAAAUUAAGGACAAGUACACCAACUAUAUCAACAAUUGGCUGGAACGUUUUAAGCAGUUUCUAAACGAACUGCAAAAUCAAUCGGAGAAAGAAGAUAUGAACAAUCAGGAGUGGUUGAAGAAAAGCCAAAUAAAACUUCCUAUUUCGCUACAUAAUUUACAUGUGGAACAACAAAAGGUUUUUCAAUUUCAAUUUAUCAAAUCCAAAGUAUCGCCAUACCUUAUAGGUGCAGCCGCUACUCAGUCAUUACUCGGUCCCAAAUUAAACGUUGAUAUCAGUAUUCUAAUGCCGGAAGAAUGUUUUCAGAAAGAGAAUUAUCUUAAUUUAAUAUAUGACCAAAAACGUGCAUAUUAUUUAACUUACAUUGCAAAUAAAUUAAUUAACAGCCGCGUAUUCGGUAAAAAACUGACAACAGAUAAAUUGAAAUUUAGCUACUAUAAUAACAAUCCACUAAAACCGAUAUUGGAAAUAACGCCCACACCAUUAAUCGAUGACAAAAUGAAAACGAAUAUUGCAAAUAAGCUUAGUCUCCGCCUAUUUAUAGCAGCGGAAGAGAGCGCUUUCAAGUUAAACCGCUUCGUACCAUGGAAUAAUAAUGUCCGCGCAAACAUUUUCGGUGAUGAUACUGAUGAAUCCAUUCCACUGGCUACGCCAAAUUACAAUGCUGGAGUAUUAUUCGAUCUCACUAUGCAGAGAAAUCAACAAUUACUGCAUGGCAUUUUUGAUGAGCGAAAGAAUUUUCAAGAAGGUUUGGUUUUGCUGAAGAUUUGGUUACGGCAACGUGAAUUCGAUGUGGGUUUCAAUGGAUUUUCAUCACAUUUGCUAGCCAUGUUCAUUGCUUACCUUUACAAACAACGUAAAUUACAUAUGCACAUGAGCAGCUACCAGGUGGCACGUACAGUUUGGAACCAAUUAGCGUACAGUGCUUGGGAUGAGGACGGCAAAGGUAUUUCGCUGUCCGAUAGCUCUACAGAUCUACCCAACCAACCUACUUUGGAGCAAUUCCAUACAUACUACGACGUGGUCUUCGUAGAUGUUACUGGCUUUUUUAAUAUCGCCGCAAAUCUAAAUUCAGAGAUUUAUCGUCGUGUGCGUCUAGAAGCUAAAUUGGCGGUGGAUAUGCUGAACGAUAUGAAAAUAAAUAGCUUUCACAUGCUAUUUAUGAAGAAAAUUCCACUCUAUAGCCAGUUCGACAAUAUACUCAAAAUAAACAAAAAAGAUAUUGUUGAGCAAAUCUUAGAAAUCCAUGUCAAACCCGCUGAUAAGUAUAAUUUCGCUGGCUACGCAUAUCCUGUGCUGUUGAAGGUUGUAGUUGGGCUCCUUAGUAAAGGACUCGGUGAACGUGUACGCGCUUUACUACCGAUCGAAAAGUUGGUUGAUGCUUGGAGUUGCACAAAAAACCCGCCUGAUUGCGCGCGUUACUGUCAUCUCGGCAUUGUUCUUAAUCCGGAAAAAGCGUUUGAAGUCUUAGACAAAGGUCCUGAAACAAUCGCUGAAGGUGCUAACGAAUUUCGCAAAUUUUGGGGUGACAAAGCGCAAUUGCGACGCUUUCAGGACGGUAGUAUUACCGAAUCCGUGGUGUGGGCUGCUACUAGCGACAGUCUGUGGAAGCGCCGUUUGGUUGUUCGUUCAAUCGUUACUCAUCUACUACAACAUCAUUUUCAAUUAGAAAAUAAAGAUUUCGAAUAUAUUGCUGGUGAAUUGGAUAUUUCCUACCGUUUAACACCGAUAUUCCGUACGGAUAAAAUGCCCGAAAAUUUUAAAGUAGAGCAGGAUGUCGAUGCAGAGGACACUUCACUCAAUGUAAUACGUUGUUUUGACGAUUUGGCACGCAAGCUACAUGCGCUGAAUGACCUUCCGCUUGAGAUUGUCUCCAUUGCUGGCAUAUCGCCCGUGUUUCGCUACAGUGAACCUGUGCCAAUUCUACCACAAGCGCGCAUGAUUGGCGAGCAAAUGUAUGCUAUGCAAGUGCAACGUGGUGUUAUACAAUUAGGUCAGAGUGGAAAAUGGCCUAGUGAGUUAGGUGCUUUGCGUGCACUAAAAAUGGCAUUUUACAUACAAAUAGCAAAUUUAUUGCGCGAACAAUAUAAUCUAAAAACUAAAGUGACUUACGAUGGCCUUUUAGUACUUAAACAAGGCUAUUGUUUUGGUAUCGAAAUGUCGCAUCCCAAGGAGGUGGCUCUACUGAAGAAGGAGAAAAGUGAACGGGGCUUAACACAGUAUGUCGAUUGUGAGGCCAGCAUUGCCUUAGAGAAACGACAUUAUAUUCUGCCUAAAGUGACGGGUGCGCUACAUGCCUUAUAUCAGUUACAUAACAGUUUUGGUGGCACAGUAAUGAUUGCGAAACGUUGGCUGAGUACACAAUUCCUAGAUGAUGGUCUGUGGCCAGAAGAAUGUACUGAAUUGUUGAUUGCCGCUCAGUUUCUAAGAGCACCUGCACAAAAAAAUCCCACUUCUCCCCAAACAGGUUUCAUAAGGUUUUUGCAAUUGCUGGCGGGCACUGAUUGGCGCAACGAAUUGUUCUUAUUGAACUUUAAUAAUGCAAUGGAUGAAAAUGCUGUAGCUGAUUUGGAGCAUCGCUUUAGCACUGAACGUGAUAUAUUCCCGCCGCUUUGUAUAGCAACCUCGUUCGAUCAAAACCAUAUGGGUAAUUUAUGGACAUCCGCAUGUAAACCGAACAUAAAUGUACUCGCACGUGUUACGCUAUUGGCGCGCCACGCUUUGGAUAUAAUUGAAAGCGCGUUGCUCUCGACUAAACCUUUUAUAAAACCUGGCCAAAUUUUCAUAGCGCCCAAUAACGGUUACGAUUUCGUAAUCCAAUUAAAACCAGAUUUGGUAUCUAACUCAUGGGCGCAUGAAUUCGGUUCAUCAUUUACGGUGCGUACGAGACCAAAUUGGCGUCUGCCAUUAGCAGAUAGCAAUUUUUUACAAAACACGAUGGAAAAGCUUCGGGACGCAUAUUCGGACUUCGCCGCUUUUUUUUACAACCCCCAUGGUGGCAAGGAAAUAGCAUUAAUCUGGAAGCCUGACAUAUCUAAGGAGAGAGAUUUCAAAGUGAACGAAAUGAAUGGCUGUGCAUUAAGCACUGAAAAUAGUGGAAAAGUUUUUGUUAAAAAGGAAAUCUUAAUGGAAGAUUUGAAAUUUAUACUAAAAGAUAUGUAUCUAAGGAUCGGUACAGUAGACGAAGUGCUGACUGCUUCGCGUACUACACUGCCUACUAUUAGUAAGAAAACUAGCACAACUAUCAUUGAGCAUUUUCAAUACAAAACGGGAGAGAAACGCUACUUUACCAAUUCCGAGGUGGAGGUGUCAGAAGUAGUGACCAAAAAGGUGAAAAAACAAUCAAAAGACCUGAAGAUGAAUACUAUGAAAAAUUUUUCGAAAAAUAAGUCAGCGAAAAGUUUAAAAGUAAACGGGUUGGCGACAAAGUCAAAGAAUAUUAACAAAAAAGGAAAGACAAAAAAAUUAAAAAUAAAAAAAUCGGUAAUUUCCGAUGUCGCGACAAGCAAAAAACAAUAAAAUUUAAUUUUAGUUAAAUAUUGUCCAAAAACUAUAAACAUAGUUAAAAUAAAAUUUCUA
This is a messenger RNA of Bactrocera latifrons, 4216 nucleotides long. It is a transcript of the gene Mat89Ba, whose product is annotated as nucleolar protein 6. Gene Ontology annotation, biological process: rRNA processing; tRNA export from nucleus. Gene Ontology annotation, cellular component: CURI complex; UTP-C complex; small-subunit processome. The record is from RefSeq and is a predicted model, not a curated record. Bases 272 to 4156 code for a protein of 1294 amino acids. The transcript has 8 exons. NCBI's taxonomy places the organism in Eukaryota, Metazoa, Arthropoda, Insecta, Diptera, Tephritidae.